CUAGGAGCAACGAGUGAACCGGCAGGGGCGGUGCAGGGCGGUAUGGCGGGCGGGGUCCGGGAGGUGCUCACACUGCAGUUGGGACACUUUGCGGGUUUCGUGGGAGCGCACUGGUGGAACCAGCAGGAUGCUGCGCUGGGCCGAGCGACCGAUGCCAAGGAGCCGCCAGGAGAGCUGUGGCCCGACGUUCUGUACCGUACGGGCAGGACGCUCCACGGCCAGGAGACCUACACGCCGCGACUCAUCCUCAUGGAUCUGAAGGGUAGUCUGAGCUCCCUAAAAGAGGAAGGUGGACUCUACAGCGACAAACAGCUAGAUGCUGCAGUAGCAUGGCAGGGGAAGCUCACUACACACAAAGAGGAACUCUAUCCCAAGAACCCUUAUCUCCAGGACCUUCCAAGUGCAGAGGGAGUACUAAGUAGUGAUGGUGUCUGGAGGGUCAAAUCCAUUCCCAAUGGCAAAGGUCCCCUGCCACACACCAUCGCCACUUCAAACCCACCUAUCCCCACAGAGGGCAGCAUCCGAGUCUGGUCAGAUUUCCUCAGAGUCCAUCUCCAUCCCCGGAGCAUCUGCAUGAUUCAGAAGUACAACCAUGAUGGGGAAGCAGGUCGGCUGGAGGCUUUUGGCCAAGGGGAGAGUGUCCUGAAGGAACCCAGAUAUCUGGAAGAGCUGGAGGACAGGCUGCAUUUCUACGUGGAGGAGUGUGACUUCUUGCAGGGCUUCCAGAUCCUGUGUGACCUACACGAUGGCUUCUCUGGGGUAGGGGCUAAGGCUGCAGAGUUGCUACAAGAUGAAUAUUCAGGGCGAGGAAUAAUAACCUGGGGCCUGCUGCCUGGUCCCUACAAUCUAGGGGAGCCCCCGAAAAACAUCUAUCGCCUGUUAAACACAGCUUUUGGUCUGGUGCACCUGACUGCUCACAGCUCUCUCGUCUGCCCUUUAUCCUUGAGCGGGAGCCUGGGCCUGCGACCUGAGCCACCUGUCAAGUUCCCUCACCUGCAUUACGAUGCCACUUUGCCCUACCACUGCAGCGCCAUCCUGGCAACAGCCCUGGACACAGUCACUGUUCCUUAUCGCCUACGUUCCUCUCCGGUUUCCAUGGUUCAUCUGGCUGAUAUGCUGAGCUUCUCCGGGAAAAAGGUGGUGACAGCAGGAGCAACUAUCCCCUUCCCCUUGGUUCCAGGCCAGUCCCUUCCUGAUACCCUGGUGCAGCUUGGAGGAGCCACCCCAUGGACCCCGCUGUCUGCAUGUGGGGACCCUUCUGGAACACGCUGCUUUGCCCAGUCAGUAGUGCUAAGGGGUAUAGACAGAGCAUGCCACACAAGUCAGCUCUCCCCAGGGACACCUCUGCCCUCCCCUCUCCAUGCGUGUACCACUGGGGAAGAAGUCUUGGCCCAAUAUUUACAACAACAGCAGCCUAGAGUCAUGAGUUCUUCCCAUCUGCUGCUGACUCCCUGCAUGGUGGUCCCUCCUUAUCCCCAUCUCUUCUCCUCGAGCUUCAGCCAGCAUCGUGUGGUUCUCAAUGGUCCCCCCAAGGGGUCAGCAGUGGAGAGCAUCCCAGUGUUUGGGGCACUGUGCUCCUCUUCGUCCUUGCACCGGACCUUGGGAGCCUUGGCAAAAGAGCUCACCAAACUCGACCUGCGACGUUGGGCCAGCUUCUUGGGUGCUGGAGUAGAACAGGAUGACGUGGAGGAGCUGCUGCAGGAGCUGCGAAGCCUGGCGCAGUGCUACCAGGACAGUGAUGGCCUGAGGGACUAAAGUUCUAGAGUCGGGGAGAAGAGCUAGUUUGCAGUACACUGCUGGAUGCAGGA
Molecule: messenger RNA, 1808 nt
Organism: Propithecus coquereli (Coquerel's sifaka)
Lineage: Eukaryota; Metazoa; Chordata; Mammalia; Primates; Indriidae
Gene: MSTO1
Product: misato 1, mitochondrial distribution and morphology regulator
Exons: 14
Coding region: 43-1755 (570 amino acids)
Biological process (GO): mitochondrion distribution
Cellular component (GO): cytoplasm
Source: RefSeq, a predicted model, not a curated record